AUGGCAGACAUUAUUAAACAAUACAAUCAUAUCACAUCAUCAUCACCUGUAGAAGAGAAUGUUAUUGAACAACAAGUACCAGAGGUCAUCAAUGAUCAUGAUGAUAAUGAUAAUGAUAAUGAUGAACACUUGGAUGUAGACGUAGAUUUGAAAGAAGUGGACAUGAUCAAACAUGUAGAGAAUGAAGAGAAUGCACAACAACCAUCAGAGUCACAGUCAGACGAGGACAUGGACGAUAAUGAGGAAGAUGAGGAAGAUGAGGAAGAAGAUAAUGAGCUGGAGAGAAGCAUGAUCAGUGAAUAUUGGAUUGAUGAGGAGGAGAUGCAAGCACCAGCUUGUGAUUCAAUACCAAUUAGACAGUCAUACAGCGCAAGGGACUUUCACAAGGAUUAUUAUAAUCAUGAUACAACUGGUUUGUUGACUAUCGAUGGUCAGCAAGUCGACAACACUGGCAACAACACUGGCAACACUACUACAACUACUGGCAACAACAAUACACCACGUGUCACAUUUGGCCGCACAAACAAGGUGUUCCACUUUGAGAAGCACCCUCUGGAGAUGUCGUCCGAGUCCUACUUCCUCUUUCCCAACUACUCAACACGCGACGACGACGACGAUGAUGACGACGACGAGGUCUAUGACGACAGUGAUCCCACCGAGAGCGACGACGAAAGCGACGGGGAGCCCGAUGGAAGCGACGACAGCUACGAACCCAGAGGUCCAUUGGUAUAUUAUAAGAGUCAUUUCAAAGAGAGUGAUGAGGAGGAUCAGCAUCUGCAACAGCAGCAUCAGCAUCAUCAUCACAACAGACAACCACAUCAACAUCAUCAUCGAUCAAGAAAUGAGGACGAGGACUAUGACAGUGAGUUGGAUCGCGAUGACGAUGGCGACCAAGACGAUGACGACGACAACAACAGUGUGGUCAGCGUCGAGGAGCAUGCUGACGUCGACUCGACCAAGGGUACAUUCUUUAAUGUCAAGCAGUACGAUCCAAAUGGAAGUGACAAGUCCACUGAAUACCUCAAGCAGCUCAAUGGCCAUCACACCACAGCCAUUCACCAAGCUCACCAAGGCGAGGAGGUUACACCAGCAGCGCCACAGCUUCGCGCAUGGGCGAACCGACCCCAGGUCCAAAGGUAUACACCAAGGUUCACCCAACCACGGCCUCAACUGCCACAGUCUGACAACUCUGACGAGGAUGAAGACGAGGCGGAGGAGUCGGAGGAGGACGAGGUUGACGUCGAUGAUGAAGACGACCUGGUCGAGGAGUCCAAGCUCAAUGAGAUCAAGACAAAGCGAUCGCUCAUCGAGAAGGAGUUGCAAGAGUAUCGCCAAAAGACCGAUCACGAACGCAGGCGUCUCAGAGACUGCUUCGCGCAGGCCAAGCAGAACCUGAAGGAGAAGAUUGAACAAGCAUCAUCACUGCUCACAAGCGACAACAACAGUAACAACAACGGCAACAACGCGAGCACCAACAACGUGAACAGCAUCAGCAGUAACAAGACCACCUCGCACUCAUCAUCAUCAUCGGCACGUGACCUGGUCUACAUUGAAAACCAGACAAUGAAGGACGAGCUUGACGAUGUGCUACUAUCUCUCUCACAGCUACAACACAAGAUCAAUGACAUGGAGCUAUCUCUUGGCGACGAUCCACGUGGUGCCAUUCACAAGCAGUCCACAGACAGACAGCAGCGCAAGGAAUUGAUGCUACAAGAUCGUGACCUAGAAGACAUCACAAAGCAAUUGUUGGACAUGGCACUACAAGUGUCCAGCUCUGUAUUAUACAAACCAAAGCAGCAGCAACAUCAGCCAGCUGGUACCACCACCACCUCGACGACAAGUGAUGACAACACAUCAUCAUCAAGGGACAUUGAGUUCUACAGGAACCAAGUUGAGGCCUUGGAGACCAGGCUAGGACAGUGGAAGCAUCACAAUGAAGUACUCCACAUUGAGUUACUCAUGGACAAACAGAAUAGCUCACAAGAGUUCUUGAACAUGUCGAACAAGAUACAAAAGGUUGAGGAGGAGCGCGAUAGGAUGUGUAGUCGUAUCGAUCAGUUGGUGGCCGAGCUCAGUGCAAUGGAGGGCCGCGAGUCAGUCCUGUCCAGCAUGGUCAACAACUUGAUGGGCGACAAGGAGGCUCUCGCACAGACGAUCUUGGACAUGGACAAGGACCGCGCUGGAAUCACAGAACGCUUCAAUCAUCUCAUACUAGAGUUGCGCGUGACUGGCGAGAGCGCAUGUAUCCAGCUGCAAGAGAUUAUUGAUGCCCUGACACUCGAGCGCGAGGAGCUCCAGAGCGAGAUACGUGGAGCGCAAGAGCAGCGCGGCGACCUCAUCACCAAGCUCGAGACCCUCAACGUCCGCCUCUUUGCAUUGGAGCGCGACAACACCACUCUGGUCACCAAGUUCUACACUUCGGAACAAUCAAACAGCGCACUCCUUCAGGAGACCCAGCGCACGGUCAAGCUGCUAGAGGCCAGCGAGCGCGAGUGCGCCCAACUUCAGAACCAGUUGCAGGUGGUCAACAAGCGAUUGAUGUGGGCCGAGUCCGAGGUCGACCGUCUCACCAAGGAGAUGAACAGACUGCUGACGGCCAGCAUCACGCCCAGCAGCAACAGCAUCAGCACCAGUGGCAAUGUCAACGUACCAAGCAGCAGCAGUGUGGUUGAUGUGGAGCUGAGCCAGGGACCCAAGAACACCGAGAGGAUACAGGUGGCGCUCGAGAGCAUCAAGGAGAAGGUACUGCAUCUCAAGCAGGCGUUGCUCAAGGAGAAGAAAGAGAUACUUCAGCUUCGCAGUGGCCUGGCGCUAGUCGUCGAGAAGGGCAAGGUCAACUCCAGCCAGACACUGUCCUCGCUCAGGGACUACAUUCUGCGCGAGGUGGAGACCACCAAGAUUGGCAUCGCCAACAAACUCACAGAGAUUGAAUCCACGAACAACAGCACCAACAGCGGCACCACAAAGGAGGACCUGGAGCUCACCAAUCAGUAUCUACUCAGUGAGGUGCAACAUCAGAGGAACAAGCUGAACCUCAUGCAGUCCAAGAUCGUCAAGCUGGAGAGCCAGAUCAUCGGGAUCACGUCGGAGAACAACUCGUUUGUUGGCGAUCAGGUCAACCAAUUGAUGAAGAUGGAGAGCAAGCUGAGGAAGAUGGAGGUGGGCAUCUCGCAACUGUCAGGGCCAAACUACUCACUGCCAAUGCAAUCGACCACCAUCACAACCACGACCACCACUCAAUACUUCACCGCGGACAACAACACCAAUGUACUUUUAUCUUCACCAAUGGCCGACGAGGAGUUUGAACAAGAGGCCACCAACAAGCCCGAGCUGUCAUCUGAUGGCUGGACACACAUUGGCAACUCGGCCCUCGCACCCCUGCCAUCGUCCUCGUCCACCCCAACAACCACCCCCAGCGCUGUCUCUGACACCCCCACGCCGCUUCCUUUGGCAGAGGGCACCACCCCUGAGGUGUCCACACCAGCUGCCCAGACCGACAUCAAACCGCGCACCAGCAGCAGCAACAACCGUACCAACAACAGCACCAGAAAGACUAUUCAGAAGCUAGUCAAGGGCACGUUGGCACUCGGACUCAGCACAUACAGCUCUUCACUAUUCAUUCAACUGCUCAAUCACAACAGCGGCAGUCCUAUUCAUCUGUCUGAUCUCUCGACACAGAGUUUAAGAUAUGGCGCAAGUGUCAUGGCAUUGACCGGCCUGAUUCAAUCAUCAUGGAUUGCAAUCAAUCAAAUAUUCACUCCUUUGAACAACAACAAACACACCAACAACAUUUCACAUGCUCCUGCUGCUGGAGAGCUAACUGAUGACACUCACACUCAGUCCACCACCACCAACGAUGUUGCCAACAACCAACUGAUGGACUACGAUGAUGAUGAAUCCUCCACUCAUUCAUACAGAGAUAUUGCACUGUCAGGUGCCAUUGGAGCUGCAAUGUGCAGUGCGGUACUCUAUCAUAGACUCAAACGACCCGAUGUCGCUGUGGCUGGAUCACUACUUGGAUUCUCAAUUGGAGGUAUCACUCGACUACUCAUGUCUGAUACAUUGUAA
This is a messenger RNA of Acytostelium subglobosum LB1, 4068 nucleotides long. RefSeq lists its product as hypothetical. Lineage: Eukaryota; Evosea; Eumycetozoa; Acytosteliales; Acytosteliaceae. The record is from RefSeq and is a predicted model, not a curated record. Bases 1 to 4068 code for a protein of 1355 amino acids. The transcript has 3 exons.